AUGUCAUUGUGUGAAUUACCACCAGAAGAAUUGAGACAAAUAUUCCAGAAAUAUUUAGAUGAACUAUAUCGUCUAUUUUAUUAUUAUAUAAAUAUAUCAUUAAUUUAUGCAAUAUCCCAUGCAAGUGAUGAAAAGGAUGUAAAAUAUUAUAUACCAUAUUAUGAAAAAUUUUCACAAAAAUAUAAUGAAAUAGCACAAAAAUGUAAUCUUUAUAAAUGCAGCCCAUAUUGUAAAGAAUUAUAUAAUUUGGGAAACGAAUAUUAUAAUGCUCGGAAUGAAUUUCUUCUACGUAAUAGAAUAUAUAUAAAUAAAUUACCAACAUUAUUCAAAAUACCACCAUGUUUUAAAUCCAAUAAUAAUAAUGAACAUUUGGAAUGUGAAAAUACGAAAUAUUUGAAACAGGAAAAUAAUUCAAAUGAUAAAAUAUUUAACUCACGAGUUUUAUUUUCAUUUAUAUAUAUACUUAUUCCAUUUUUCUUAUUAAUAAUUUAUAAGUUUACAUCCUUUGAGCUUUGGAUGAAUUCUAUAUUUAGAACUGAGAUCGCACUUUCAGACAAAAUAGAAGAAAAUAUUCAAGAGGAAAAAAAUAUUAUGGAAAAAGGCACCGAUGAAGGAAAUAAGGAAAAUCAAGUGACAGAAAAAAAUGGAAAAGAUAAAAAAAAUGAAGAGCAUCCAGAGUCAAAUAAUAACAAAUAA
Messenger RNA from Plasmodium berghei ANKA, 696 nucleotides. Its product is annotated as BIR protein. The record is from RefSeq and is a predicted model, not a curated record. NCBI's taxonomy places the organism in Eukaryota, Apicomplexa, Aconoidasida, Haemosporida, Plasmodiidae. The transcript has 2 exons. The coding region runs from base 1 to 696 and encodes 231 amino acids.